Molecule: messenger RNA, 908 nt
Organism: Cuscuta europaea
Lineage: Eukaryota; Viridiplantae; Streptophyta; Magnoliopsida; Solanales; Convolvulaceae
Source: the annotation of a GenBank genome assembly
CGGGAACAAAAUAAAAUUGUACUUUUUAGAGUUGUUGCAGGGACCGCUCGGUGAAGCACGACGGUGGAGUUGGGGCUCAGCAGUAUUGGGGUUCCUGUAUUACAACAUGUGCAAGGCCGCCAAAGCGAACAGGAGAAAUAUUGGGGGAUGCUUGCUUCUAUUGCAGAUUUGGGCGUGGGAGAGAUUGCUCAUGGUGCGGCCGCGAAACGUUUUGCCAUAUGAGAAUCUACAGGAUAUGCCCUAUGGGUGCAGGUGGGCAUGUCGGCACAAUUGGGAACAAAGUUCUCGGUAUACUCUACGUAUUUAUCGAGAUCAGUUGGACGGGAUCCGAGAGAACGAGUUCGUGUGGCUCCCAUACGCAUUACAAGCCCUCCCCAGGUUCUGUGUCGCGGGAGUAGAUUUGUGGACAUCUAAUGUCAUGCUUAUAUAUUGUGACAUUUCUGAGAUGUACUACCCCGGUAGAUUUUGUCGUCAAUUCGGUGCAAUGCAACAUAUUCCUCCCGCAGCGGAAUCACAAGCUAGCCACCAUGCAAGUGGUGCAAAAAAUUCUGGAUGGCCAUUGAUACUAUGGGCGGUGAGGCACAAUCGUCGUAUCGCAUUUGAGUUCGUUGAUCAUCCCACCUACACUCCUGCGUACCGUGAAUGGUACGCAAAUGUCGGGAAACGACGGAUUUGCAAUCCGUUACAUGGUCGACCUACAACGGGUUAUGUAACUACUAACAGGGAGACAAGUACACUAAUGCAAUGUAUGAGCGAUAUCUAUCGGCGCAUGGCAGCUCCAUUUGACGUCGAAGACAUUCGCGAGCAAAUUGCACGAUGCCUUACAGGAUUAGGUGCCGAGAAUGUGCUUCAUCAAGACAUCAUUUUCUAUGGGGAUGCCCAUGAUGAUGCAGUGGAUGAUCAUCCUC